AUGAGUAAAUUACCGACUAGUCGUUUACCAGUAACACCAUCAAAAACAACAACUACUUCUAAAUCUGGUCUUCGUCCUCCUCAACAAUCUUCAACAGCUGCAGCUUCAUCUCAACAAGUCAGUCCAACUGGCGGAGAUUCUUCGAAUAACCCAUUCGUUAUUGGUGAUCGUGUUACUGCUAAUGGUAAAUCAGGCGCUGUAGCAUUUAUUGGUCCAACCAAAUUUGCUGAUGGUGAAUGGAUUGGUAUUAUUCUUGACGAAGCGCAAGGCAAAAACGAUGGUUCAUAUGAAGGUACUCGCUAUUUUGAAACUGAAGCAAAUCGUGGUUUAUUCUGUCGUGCUGCUAAAGUACAACGUCUUGUCCAAAAUGGUGCUAAUAGUGGUGGUGAGACAUCCGGUUCAGUAAAAUCUCAAACAACUCCAUUAAAUGAGUCAUCAAAAUUAUCUACAUCAACAUCUAAUUUAAAUAAAGGAGGUGAUGCUGAUGCAACAUUAGUAAAUACAACAGUAGUUGAUACUAGUAUAACUACAAAUGAACAAACUCUAUCAACAGAACCAUCUUCAACUCAAGAACUUCGUGUAGGUGAUCGAGUAGUUGUUAGUGGAACGAAAUUUGGUACUUUAAAAUAUCUUGGUAAAAUUCAUGUCGCUGAAGGUAUUUGGUGUGGUAUACAACUCGAUGAUCCACUGGGUAAAAAUGAUGGUAGUGUUAGUGGAAAACGAUAUUUCACAUGUCAACAACGCUAUGGUCUUUUUUCACCUUUGGCACGUGUAGAAAAAGUCACUAAUGAAAUGACACAAUCUCAAAUUCUAGCUCGGAAAGCAUCUAUUUCUUCAAGUACAAAUAAUCCUCAAUUACAUCGUUCAACAAGUCAAGAAUCUCUUCAUUCGAAUCUAUCUGAAUUUUCUACAUCAUCAAAUAGUAUAAGUCGUAUUCCAAUGCGUACACCUGGUAAAACUCAACAACAAAAAUUAGUAACAAAUACAAAUGUUUAUGGAACACCAAAUACAAAAUCAUUAUUAACACAAGCAGCCGCUACAUUAGCUGCUGUAACCCCAUCAUCAAAUCAAUUAACAAAUUUAGUUCAAACAAUAAAAGAAAAAGAUAUAUUUAUUGAAAAAUUACAAUCACAACGUGAACAAGAUCGUUUAGAAUUUUCUCGUGCAGCACAACAAGUUGAUGAAAUGGAAAGUCGUAUGUUAGCAUUUAAACAACAAUAUGAUGUUAAAGAAUUAGAAAAUGAACAAUUAAAAAAAGAACAAUAUCAAACAACACAACGUAUAGAAGAUUUAGAAUUUCAAUUAGAAGAAUAUAAAUUAACUGAUACAAAUAAGGAACAUCUGCCUACAUCAGUAAUACCAGAUGGUCAUCGUUUAUUAGCACCAAAAGAUAUUGAAAUUUAUGAGCAAAUUAAAGAAAAAGUUCUUGAACUUGAAUCAUUUAAUCAAAAAUUAGUUUUAGAAAAACAAACAUUACAAGAUGAACAUCGUCAAGAAUUAAAACGACAAAAUGAGAAUAUUGAAACGGAUUAUAAAUCUCGUUUCAAUGAAUUAGAACAAAAAUAUAAUGAUGAAUUAAAAAAUAAACAACUAAAUAAUAUUGAAUCAAUUAAAUCUGAAUAUGAAAUUAAAUUAAAUGAUAAAGAUAAACAAAUAAAUGAUUCUAUUGAAAAAAUUAAACAAGAAAAACAACAAGAAAUUGAUCAACUUAAAACACAGAUCAUUGAUCUUCAAAAUAAAGAACAAAAUAAAACAACAGCUUUAUCUGAAAAGGAAACUUUCUAUGAACAACAACUUCAAGAGCAACGAUUAAAAGUUGAACAAUUUAACAAAGAAAUACAAGAGGUCCAAUCUAGGCUAACAUCAUUACAACAAGAAAAAGAAACAAAUGAAAAACAAAUAAAUGAUUUACAUAAUGAACUUAAACGAUAUCAAGAAAGCCUUGUUCCUGAAUUAGAAAAACAAUGUCAAACAUUGAAAUCUGAUUUAGAAAAUCGAAGUCAUACAGCAGAUUUAGCAGUGAAUGAACGAGAAUCUCAAUAUGAACAAAAAAUUCAAGAAUAUCAAAUAAAUAUUAAUCAAGCUGUUCAAGAAACUGAUAAAGUUCGAAUGGAAUUAAAACAAAUACAUGAAGAAAAUCUUCUAAAAGAAAAACAAACGAAUGAAUUAAUAAAUACAUUAAAACAAGAUUAUGAAGAACAAUCGAAAAAACUUCGUAUCGAAUUAACAGAAUUAAAUGAUCGAGAAAAUAAAGCUAUGACAAAUUUUAAAGAACGUGAAUCAACUUUUGAAAUACAACUAAAAGAAUAUGAAAAUAAAUUCGGAAAAUUAAAUGAUCAACUUGAAACAAAUCAAUCGGAAUUAUUAAAAUUACAAGAAGAAAAAAAUUCUAAUGAGAAAAAAUCUACCGAGGCUAUAAAUACAUUAAAACAAGAUUAUGAAAGACAAUAUGAAAUCCUUAAAACUGAACUAACCGAAUUACAAGAUCGAGAUCGCACACAAAAUAUGGCAUCAAAUGAACGCGAAACUCACUAUGAAUCUCAAAUUAAAGAAUAUCAAACAAAACGAGAUCAAGCUGUUCGUGAAACACAAGAUCUUCGAAAUGAAUUAACAAAAUUACAAGAAGAUAAAAAUCUUAAUGAAACGAAAUUAAACGAAUCGAUUAGUACAAUAAAACAAGAUUUUGAAAAACAAAUUCAAUCUCUUAAAACACAAAUUAAUGAAUUAGAAAAUCAAAAUCAAACUAAAGCAAAUGAAUUUACUGAAAAAGAUCAACAGAUUAAAGAAUAUCAAUCAAAAUUAGAUGAAUUGAAUAAAGAAAAUACUCAAUUACGUGAACAAAUCGAACGUAAUCAACAGGAAAAUAAUAUAAAAAUUAAUCAAUUAGAAAAAGAAUUUCAUGAAAAACAACAAACACAAAAUGAAUCUACUCAACGUACUGAAAAUUUAACAAAAGAAUUUGAAGAAUUAAAAGUAUUAAAUGAAACAUUGAAAAAAGAUUGUCAAGAUUUACAAAAUAAAUAUAAUGAUACUCAAAAUGAAUGUCAAAAACAAAUAACAUCCAAUGAACAAUUAAAAAAUACCAAUGAUAAUAUUGUUAAUGAAAAACAAGCUUUAAUUGAUCAAUUAACAAAACAAAUAAAUGAUAUGCAACAGGUUCAAGCUGAACUUAUUGAAAAACAAAUCAAACAACAUGCUGAUUUCGAUCAACAACGUAUUGAAAAUACGAAUAAUCAAGAAAAAUUAUUUAAAGAUAAAACUGAAGAAUAUGAAAAAGAUCUAGUUUUAAUGAAAAGUCAAUAUCUCGUUCAAAUUGAAAAUAUGAAUCUUGAAAAUGAACAAGAGAAACUUCGUUUGAAAAAUCAACUUCAACAAGCCCUUCAAGCUAAUUCAGGGAAUGUAAAUACAUCAACUAGUAAUAGUAAUGUAAAACAACUUGAAUAUGAACUGACUGAAGCACGAUAUCAAAUAGAAAAAUUAGAAAAACAAAUUGUAGUCAAUACUACUAAAGAUGAUCGUUCGUCAUUAGAAGGUCAAAUUAAUUUUCUUAAUGAUGUUAUUGUUGAAUUACGCAAUACAAAUGAACAUUUAACAAAAGAAAUGGAAUUUCAAAAAAAUCCAUUUGCUGGAGAUGAUGAAUUAACUGGAAAUACAAAUGGUCGAAUGAAAUCAUCAGCUCCUCGACUUUAUUGUGACAUGUGUGAAGUAUUUGAUCAGCAUGAUACCGAUGAUUGUCCGAAACAAAGUUCACUUCUUGAUGAACAACCACAAAUAGAUCAUCAAACACGUGAACGAGUAUUACCACCACCAAGACUUUAUUGUGAAAAAUGCGAAGAAUUUGAUCAUGAUUGUAACGAAGCUGAUGAAACAUAUUAG
This is a messenger RNA of Adineta steineri, 3876 nucleotides long. The record is from the annotation of a GenBank genome assembly. Lineage: Eukaryota; Metazoa; Rotifera; Eurotatoria; Adinetida; Adinetidae.